Messenger RNA from Trichoderma harzianum CBS 226.95, 1359 nucleotides. RefSeq lists its product as hypothetical. The coding region runs from base 1 to 1359 and encodes 452 amino acids. The transcript is spliced from 3 exons. The record is from RefSeq and is a predicted model, not a curated record. NCBI's taxonomy places the organism in Eukaryota, Fungi, Ascomycota, Sordariomycetes, Hypocreales, Hypocreaceae.
AUGUCAAUGGCUCGUUGGAUCUUCUCCCUAUUUCUCACGGCUUUUUCAUUGGUGCAUGCUCUGAGAGUUUCACCAAACUCACCAUGCACAAGUGCUUGCACUACCUCCGACGUGUCGCAAUCGGAUCCAAAGUUCUUCGACGACCAGUGGAAAGACAUUGUCUGCAGUGACGACGACUUUGACAGCAAGCCGGAGGGGAAACAGCUGAAGAGCUGCUUCACGUGCUUGCAGAACAGCAAUUACACCCAUGGCAGUGAGAAUGACCAGGAUUGGUUCCUGUACAACCUGCGGUAUUCAUCCAGCUAUUGCAUGUUUGGCUAUCCCAACAACACCGGCAUUGAGACCGGCCCUUGCACGACAACUGUAGGAUGCGGAAUCCUCGCUUCUGCCCUCGAGCUUGACAUCAAGAAUCCAACCAACUCGACCACUUACGACUAUUGCGAUGUAAGCGGAGGCGUCAUCACAAGCAACAAUGUCGAGGGGUGUCUGGAGUGUGUCAAGGCAGAUGGGCAGCACAACUAUCUAUCCAAUUUUCUCCUGACUCUACAAGGGGCAUGCCAGACAAAACCAGCGCCAGGGUCCAUUUUAAUUCUCAACAAUACCAUCUUUGGUAGUGACAACAUCCAAGUCGUCGACCAGACACCCUCUACCAACUACGAAGAACCCAAACUUUCCAGUUCGACAAUUGUGGGCAUAGCAAUUGGAGGAGCAGUCCUACUUGCGUUGGUCGCAGGGUUCACUUACAUGUGUAUCCGUAAGCGCAAGAAUCGUGCGAAACAAGAAGACCGCGCCUCUGGCUACUCCUUCCGCUGCCAAACCAGAGUCACCCCUGUGACACCAAGGUUUCCCGAGAACGCCCAUGCCGACGACAGCUUCCACGGACAGGAGAAGGCGCACGUUAAGGUUACCACUGGCAUUGGGGCAAAUGCAUACCCUGUUGAUCAAUACCCUUGGAACAGCCAAAGCUCAUUAAAUGUCACCAUCAGCCGACAGGAUAGUGCAGUAAUGAGGCCAAGCAUCAUCACUGCUUUGACUCCACCCACUCAAGCAUACAUGUCCCCUCGGGCUUCCUCUCCCGACGACUUCGCGACCCCAGCUUCUGCUGUAUCGACCCGCUCCAACGCCCCUCUUCUCAGCCACCAACCUUCUGGAUUCAAGCCUUCUCCUCAUUUGGGUCAGUCCAGUUGGUCACCGACCCCGAAACCGUACCGUCCCGACAGAAGGUGGGAGGAAGAAACCGGAGUGACAAAUGCUCUAGGGCUGAUUACCAGGAAGAGAAGCAAGACAAGCAUGGGAAGUCCCGUCCAGAGCGAUAUACUUAUAACAUCCUUUCCACCGCCACCUACGAGUACGCGGUGA